CAAAUUGCAUGUCUUUUAAAGGAAAGAUAGCGUAAAUAUGAUCAAAAUAAUUACUUUGUUGGUUGUAUAUCUUGUUUCAAGUACAGUCGCUGUUCAACUAAAAUACAUAAGCUGUGGUUCAACUGCAACUGUUCACUCGAUUGCUCUGGAGCCAUGUGCAUCAGAACCGUGCGCAAUGAACAUUGGACAAAACUAUACAGUAUGGGUUAAUUUCACAGCAAAGGUGAAUCAUGACAGAGCCUAUCAUGUUUGGGGUGGCGAUGUAACUGGUUUUGGAGAUGUUAUUAUGUUGAACAUUAAUCCAAACGACGCAUGCAUCCAAAGUGUGAAAUGCCCAAUACAAGCUGGCUUGCAACAGACAUACAAAGCAACUGUCACCAUUCCAUAUAUAAAUCCGAAAAGAAUGGCAUUGACGUGGGAGGUCAAAUCUACAAAUGACCCUGCUGCACGUCCUAUAAUAUGUUUUGUAUUUCCUGUUACAAUUCUAGUCAAUUAAAUAUUAUUAAGCAUAAAUUAAAUCUCAG
Molecule: messenger RNA, 524 nt
Organism: Ruditapes philippinarum (Manila clam)
Lineage: Eukaryota; Metazoa; Mollusca; Bivalvia; Venerida; Veneridae
Product: NPC intracellular cholesterol transporter 2-like
Exons: 4
Coding region: 38-496 (152 amino acids)
Biological process (GO): sterol transport
Molecular function (GO): sterol binding
Source: RefSeq, a predicted model, not a curated record